Messenger RNA from Megalobrama amblycephala (Wuchang bream), 1707 nucleotides. It is a transcript of the gene lhx6b, whose product is annotated as LIM homeobox 6b. The transcript is spliced from 7 exons. The coding region runs from base 725 to 1483 and encodes 252 amino acids. Gene Ontology annotation, molecular function: DNA-binding transcription factor activity, RNA polymerase II-specific; RNA polymerase II transcription regulatory region sequence-specific DNA binding. Lineage: Eukaryota; Metazoa; Chordata; Actinopteri; Cypriniformes; Xenocyprididae. The record is from RefSeq and is a predicted model, not a curated record. Gene Ontology annotation, biological process: neuron differentiation; forebrain neuron development; regulation of transcription by RNA polymerase II. Gene Ontology annotation, cellular component: nucleus.
UUCUUUCUGAACAGUUAUUAUUAUUAAAAUGAAUUAUUCGUGUCCAAAAUCUUCAUUAUUCAUAAUUGAGCAAUUAAGGCACAGUCUACAGUCGGAUCAUGUAGUCAUUGCUUCUGUCCAAAAUGCGUGUAAAAAGGCACAAGGGAGGAUUUUUCCUGCUUCUCUCUAUAGAGAUUGAUUAAAUUUGCUCUUUUUCGCAUAUAACCAUCAAGCAAAUCAGCUUACUACGGAACCCCUUAAUUAAUAGAUAGAUGGCACUAAAGAGGUUAAAGAUCUAAAUCUCUCAAGGAUAUUUGAAAUACAAUGAAUAAAAUAAUAUAAUCGCAUUAUAUAAAAUAAAACUUAUAACAAGAAAUCUUUUAAGUCUUUUUUUCUUGUGAACUGAACUCCAUGAUAUAUGUCUGUCUGGCAAAAUGCUUGCAUUGAAUUUCCUGUCUAUGUUCUUUGAUGAUGGCCUUAUUGCCUGUGACUGACAGCUGGAAUUUACUCUCUGGUUGUCUCCAAUCAUGAACAUUUCAAGUCAUCCUAAUUGUAUGGACUUUCUCUGUUCUCUUAUUAUAUGGCAAAUGAUAAUCAUUCUGAAGGGCUUAGAGGUUAAGAGUGUAAUCGAUAAUUCUGUUAUAAUUGGACCUAAGUGCAUUAGCUUCCAUAUUCAGGUUUGUGUGGACGAGUUUUAAAUCCCAGUCUCCUCAUCGUUUCAAGUAGGCUAUCCUCGCGCACAGAAAUGUCGAACCAUCAUUGUCCGAGUUUGAGGGAGAAACGGCCUGUUCUGACAUCAAGGUGUUCAUCGCUAUCGUCCUCAUUCAUAUGCGCGCGCUGCGGGACGGAAAUUGUGGACAGACAAGUGCUGAAGGUGAAUGGAUUAACUUGGCAUCUGAAAUGUUUGCAGUGCUCGGUGUGCGCAGUGUCCUUGGGUCACCAUAACAGCUGCUUUAUCAGAAAUAAAGAGAUUUUCUGUAGAACGGAUUAUAACAGUACUUUUGGCAUAAAAUGUGUUCGAUGUGGCCAUCAAGUCAAUGCAAAUGACUGGGUUCGGAGGGCAGGAAAUUACAUAUAUCAUCUCACCUGCUUCGCUUGCAUCUUCUGUAAAAGGCAGCUUGCUACAGGGGAAGAAUUCGGCUUGAUGGAGAACCAGGUUCUCUGUCGCAUUCACUAUGACAUAAUGCUACUAAACCUACAGUGCAUGUCAGACAAUGGAAAUGAUCUGUACGGAGCUAUACCCAUACAGUAUCUCCCAAAGCCACCUAAAAGACCUCGUACAUCAUUCACCUCGGAACAAAUACAGAUUAUGCAAACCCACUUUAUUCAAGACAAGAACCCUGAUGCACAGACUCUGCAGAGGCUGGCAGACAUGACUGGGCUGAGCAGAAGAGUCAUACAGGUUUGGUUCCAAAACUGUAGAGCCAGACAGAAGAGGAACCCACUUCAUGACAGCGUUUCUCCACAGGACAGAUACCAGACCUCCGCAAGGCCCUUUCUGUAAGAUAACCAGUACUUCUUGCCCUCAGAGACCUGAGACUCACUGAGACUGCCCACUAUUUCAGCAUCUGUGCUACUUGAUAUCUUUUGAUGUAUAACAAUUAUGUGGGGAGUAUUUGAUUUAAGUACUGAUUGUAUACAUACUUUUCAAAAGUUUGAGUUCAGUAAAAAAUUUUUUUUACAAGAACGUAUUACUUUAUUAUUUAGCAAGGAUGCAUUAUAUUGAUG